UUAAGGUGAUAUUUCUGCUAUUCCUCUGAAACAGGAAGAAGCAGAGACACUGCAAGAAGUGACCAGAUCCUGUCAUGCACAUGCACUCUGCUGUAGACAUGAUUUACCCUCUGAUUCUCUCUGGGAUUUUACUUCACAUCACAGGUGUUGAAUGCUAUACUGGUUGGUCAAACCCUACAUUAACUGUUAAGACUGGAGGAUCUGUCACCAUCCCAUGUCAUUAUGAUGAGAAAUACACACAGCAGAAGAAAUUCUUGUUCUCAGGAACUGAUAAAUCUAAUACAUUCACAAACACAACAGAGGAGAAUCUGUCAGUAAUUGAUCAUCCUGAUCAGAGUCUCUUUACUGUGACUAUAAGAAACCUGCAGAACAAAGACACUGGAAAUUAUUAUUGUGUUGUGGAGACUGGAGAACAACCACCGAUAAAAAUGAUAUAUGAGCCUUAUCUCAAGAUUCAAUCUGCUCCUGAUGUGUCUGUGGUGAACAGCAGUGUAUCUGGACAUGAAGGUGGUGAUAUCAGUGUUCAGUGUUUCUACAGUCCUAGAUAUCAGGAUACACUCAAGCAGUGGUGCAGAUAUAAAGAUAAGAUGUGUUACACAGUGGGGAGGACUAACACAUUCCAGAAUUCAUCAGUUCAGAUCAGUGAUGAUGGGAGAGGAUCCUUCACUGUGCUGAUGACUGGACUGAGACUCACUGAUUCUGGCUGGUACUACUGUUCUGCUGGAGACACACUGAAUCCUGUUCAACUCACUGUAAAUGAGGCAGAACCAGGCACUGUCAAUGACAAAGUAUGGCACAUGGAGCGUUUCUGUUUGGCACAUAACUAGAGGAAUUUUCUCCACAUUGACCUGAAGGAUCAAAUGAUUAUAAAAGUGUUGAUAAUAAGCUUUAUAUUCUGCAUUUGCUUUGUUUAUUCAGCAGACUAGACUUAAGGUAUCUGUGUGUGGAAACCACUAGACAUCUGUGUUUGCUAAAUGACUUUGUUUGUUUGUUUGUUUGUUUUUUCAAAUGUCACUCCUUUCAUCCAAAAUUCCAGAUUUUUCUAAUUCCUAAUAAAAAGUUUAGAGUCUC
Messenger RNA from Cyprinus carpio (common carp), 1071 nucleotides. Its product is annotated as polymeric immunoglobulin receptor-like. The record is from RefSeq and is a predicted model, not a curated record. Lineage: Eukaryota; Metazoa; Chordata; Actinopteri; Cypriniformes; Cyprinidae.